Syngnathoides biaculeatus (alligator pipefish) is the source of this 4362-nucleotide messenger RNA. RefSeq names its product tripartite motif containing 107 (gene trim107). NCBI's taxonomy places the organism in Eukaryota, Metazoa, Chordata, Actinopteri, Syngnathiformes, Syngnathidae. The record is from RefSeq and is a predicted model, not a curated record. The transcript has 2 exons. The coding region runs from base 427 to 1932 and encodes 501 amino acids.
UCAUAUUGAAAUCAAUUUAAACAGCUACAGGAGUGUCGAGCGAUAUGCGGGCAGUGUUUUUUCAGGGUCAAAUGCGGGGAAAGGAACGAAAUCCAAAUAAGGAAAAAGACGUCGCUAGCCAAUUUUAAACGUAACGAAACCAUUAACGCAAAACUUGGUAGUGUCUGAAAGAAUUCGAUUAUUUUAAAAUGUUGAUAUAAUUCAACGGAAGUCUAGAUUUGUCCUUUUGCUUUUGAACGUUGCGUUGAUUUCUUCCGCGGAAAACGAAACCUAAUGACCGAGAUCAAAACAAUGCCUUUUAUUAUUUAUUUGAUGAUUUGUCAUAACUCCCUACUAAUAUGGACUCAAUCUUUCGACACAAUAUAAGCCUUAAUAAGCAGAAGUAAUCAGAAAUCAGAUUAUCCUGAGCGAUUUUCAUGGACGUGAAUGGGAUGUAUACGGAGUGAUUCUCUUGGAUCUGUCCAAAAUAAAACGUCCAGGUCUGAGAACAUGUCUGCGCUGACAAACCCCACCAUUACAAAUCCUUUUGAGGCCUUAGCUUUAGAUCUCCACUGCCCAAUCUGCUUACAACUCUACUCGGAGCCCGUGUCUCUUCCCUGCGGUCACUUCUACUGCCACGGCUGCAUUCAAAUUCUCGGAGAAAGGCUUGACCAUCACCGCUGCCCUGAGUGCCAGGCAAGCUAUGAGGGGAGCCAAUCUGUGGUGACCUGCUCUAAAUUGUGCAGCAUUAUUAAGUCAUACAAAGCUUUUGUGGGUAAAGCCAAGCUUCCUCCAUGUGGUGCAGUUGUGGAUCAAUGCAAAAGAAAAUGCCACUUGGAGGCAACUAAACAGACCCCACUUAGUGGAGAAAAUCACUUUAAAUCCAAAGAGGUAUCUUUAACUAGGUUUCAACUGGCAUCACAGGCCACUGACCUGGCCCGCCAGUUGGAGUUGUCAGAGGAUAUGCUGAGGAAUGAGAAGGAGCAGGAGUUGGAGUUGACAGGCGCUAAUAAGCUGCUGAGAGAAAAGAUGGCAGAACAUUUAUGGCAGCUCAAUGAUGAGGUGCUGAAGUACAGGAUGGAGGUGAUGAAGAUGCUGGAUGAGGAGCUCUCUCCGGGCGAGACCAGUGUGAGCCACAGGGUUGGUCAGGCCGCCGGUAUGACCAAGCAGCUGAGACAAGUUCUGCUCAGAGCAGAGUCUCUCCUGACAGAGGGAGAUGAGGCCAUGUUUGCCAAAGACCUUCAGGACCUGCAACCACACAUUUCAGAGAUGAUGGGAAAAGCCAUUGGAGAAGCUGAGGAUUGCGUGGAAUCAAAAUUCAACACCCUUCAAGUCAUUUCAAAGUUGGAGCACAUGAACGGUGAGCUCAGGAAAAGUCUCGGUGCCAUUCAUCGCUCGAUUCGGAAUACUUUCAACCCGUCUGAGGUGACGUUUGACGUUGGGACAGCUCAUCCUAACCUCAUCGUCUCAGAGGACUUGAAGAGUGUGACGUUCAGCUCCGUCAAACAGCCGUACCCCCCUUCUCCCCAAAGAUUCACCAGCUUCUUCCAGGUCCUUAGCUCCCAGAGCUUCUCGGAAGGCGACCACUGCUGGGAGGUGGAGCUCGAUGGCUCUCCCUGGAUUGUGGGCUUGUGCUGCAGCGAGAAGCUGGAGCGGAGUGGGAUUUCUUCUGCAUUGGAAAGCAACCAAAGCUCCUGGUGCCUAAUGUGGUUCGACAACUUGCUGACCGCCUUCGAGCGGGGUCGCGACGUGCCGCUUAAGAGGACCACGGUGUCGUGCAGGAUCGAGAUCAGGCUGGGCUUCAGCAGCCGCACAUUAAGCUUCUACAACAUCAGCCCCACCAGCGGAAAGACACUCCUUAACAAAUUUGAAGCGAACUUGACUGAGCCUGUGCGCCUGGCUUAUAGAAUGAUGUCAGGGCACCCCAAAGCACGUGUCACCAUCAUUUCAUGAUACCUUUUGGGAGUGGCCCAUCUUGCAUUUGGUAUGUGGGUUUACCUGACAUAAUGCUCCAGUUAGUAUACCUAUUAUGUAGCAGUUCUAGAAACAGUGAAUAUUAUACAAAAAUGCAAUACAACUCCGACGUGAUGUAUCGCAGAGGAAAGCUGACAAUGGUGAAUUGUGGAGUAUAGGAAGAAUUGCAAAGACGUGAGCAAGAGCUAAAGGAGAUCCAGUAAAUGAAAUAAACAACAGUCAAGCAUGUCAUCUGGAGCAGUUUAAAACCUUCUGUAUUAAUCCAACAAUGUCAUAAAAACAAUAAUGAUUGAAAUCAUAUACAUUAUACUGAGUAAAAUUUGGCUGCAACAAGUUUUGGUCUGACCAAAUAGCGCACACAUUAAUUACUAUACAUCAGCCACCACGACUAAUUCUGAAGUGUCUGGGCUGAUAAUAUUGAUAUGGCAACGUAUAUAGGCUGAAAUCUGAUUGGGCAAGUUCUAAUGCCCACAUACACACACUUUAUAUAGCAUUGCAAGUGUCAAGACAAUUGCCUUAAAAUGAAGAGAGAAGACAGGUUAGAAUUUAGACUCUAAAUGUAGGUCAGUAUUUUUGCAGAGGUUAAGUCCAGUAGACAGGCCUUGCUGGCACUCGCAGCUCACCACUGCAUUUUAGAAAGAUACACUUAAUGGUGUUCUCAGGUCGAGAUGGCCUUAUCAAAAUGAAAUCUACAAUUAUACUAGAUUUUUCUUAGAAGAUUGACUACAUUUUCCCUUGAAACAAAAAUAUUCACUACAUACUCUGGACUAGCUACAAUAUAUCUUUAGGUACACUGCUGCUAUUCAAUCCAUCCAUUUUCCAAUGAGCUUGUCCUCAUUUGGGUUGCUGGUAAACUAGAGCAUAUCCCAGCUGACAUUGGAAGAAAGGCAAUGUACACAAACAAAUAUUAUACUUACAUUCAAACCCAUGUACAGCUUCUGAAGUGAAUUCUUCGUCAUGGGAUGCAGGAAUAAUACAAUCGCUUAAAGAUGCUAUAUUUUAGCUAUUUAGAUCUCUAGACAGUGAUUUUCUAACAAAGACUUCAUAUAAAGGUUUCACUUUCAUUCACUCAUUGCCAUAUGUCCAGAAAAGGCCUCUCUGACGGCUACGUCUGUUGACCCAGUUUUGUAUCCGCUUUGUCCAUAUUUGGCAAAGACCCACCUUUCCUCUGACUGGUUGCUUCCGUGUAGGAGGCCCACUUGUGAGAGGACACGUGAUUACUAUUUUGACACCGCUGGCUCGGGACCUGAGGGGUAGGUGGAGAUUUUUGCUAGUGACGUCGAUGAAGCUUCAGAAAUUCGAAUGACCUAAUUUUAGGUUUCCUGGCAGAAAAACCUCUGGAACUCGGGAAAGCGUGGACAAUUUUAAUUCAUAUUCCACUUUUAGUGAGGCACCAUAGCAACUAUAUUACAUCCCAUAUACUAGAAAAUGUUGGUGUGGCAAAAUUUGUCCCUCUUUAAUGGUAACAGAAGAGCAGCAAAUGACAAUCCCAAGUAAUGUUUGCUAUGAAUUAAGCAAGCACUAUUCACACCAGCAGCCCACUACCCGAGUAUUUAGAAGAUUUGCUUCACAGUUAGGGCUUUGGGGUUCAUAUUAAGAGUUUGCAUGUUCUAUCCACGCCUGCGUGGGUUUUCUCCGGCUACUGUGGCUUCCCCCCACAUUCCAAAAACAUGCAUGUUAGGUUAAAUGAAGACCAAGAAUGUACUGUAAGCGAGUGUAAAUGGUUAUGUGCCCGCUGAUUUUGGCUGGUGAGUACCCCCCACGUUACUCCUAGUCAGCUGUGACCUUCACAACAACAAGUAAAAUAGAACAUUGGAUGAUUGGGAGUAGAUAAUCUCACAAAAGCAAAGGUAAAAAUAAUUAAAAAAAAAAAAAAAAGCUAAAAAUAUGUGAGGUGCUUUCAACUCUGUGCAAUUUGUACCCAUGCACGCAUCUAUACACCUCUACACUGAUGCAAUGCAUAUAAAAGUAAGAAAAAUUAAUUGUGCUCCCUUUUGGUUGAUGCUGUCAGAAAGAUUCAUUUAAUGAUAUGCAGUUUUAGUGUGGUUGUAGUUUGCUGUGAUGUUAAACUGCAGAGCAUUCUACCUGUGUCUGGAUUUCUACACGUGUGUUGCUAAAUGAGAUCAUAAUGUAAUCGAAACAGCGCCCGGUGUGAUGAAUUGCAGUUCUGCACUAUAUCCUUGUAUUCAAUGAAAUAAAAUCACUGCUAAACAUUAUUGGUUCUUUGUGGAACAAUUUAAUUAUUGAAUCAUUUUAUUUUGCCUUUGUGUCUUGAAAAUAUUGUAUGAAAUAACCUGGGCAGUCUGCGCGUCUGUACUUAACACAAUAUACACAUUAUUGUGGGUUAAGUUUGCAAACGAUCUGGCGCUGCACUCUCUGUUUUUAAUAUUUUAAUGCAGAAAAAUAACA